Eutrema salsugineum is the source of this 831-nucleotide messenger RNA. RefSeq lists its product as uncharacterized. The transcript has a single exon. NCBI's taxonomy places the organism in Eukaryota, Viridiplantae, Streptophyta, Magnoliopsida, Brassicales, Brassicaceae. Bases 1 to 831 code for a protein of 276 amino acids. The record is from RefSeq and is a predicted model, not a curated record.
AUGGGAGGGGAUUUCGAUGAACUUGAUUUGUCAAAUGAAGAUGGAGAGAUAUGGGUUGGGAAAAAGUUCAGGAACAAGGAACACUUUAAAAUCACGUUGGCCAUCAAUGCGCUGAAGAAUAUAGUGACGUUCGAAUUCAAAAAGCAUGCGAAGAAGUACACAGUCGCCGAAUGUCCAUCAAAGAUAUGUGAUUGGAGAGUGUUGGGGUGUCAAGUUGGCGAGUCGGUGUUGUAUGAGGUGAGGAAGGCGUGUUUGAAGCAUACAUGCCACCCGGAUACAAGAAAGAAAUUUUCUAAACAUGCUACUUCUAAAGUCAUGGCGGCUCUCCUGAAGUCUAAGUAUGAGAAUGCAAUAGUUGGGUCACGUGCGAGUCAGCUACCUGCGAUUGUUCUCUCCGAAUAUAAUAUUACAGCCUCAUACUGGAAAUGCUGGAAAGCUAAGGAGCUGGCUAUAUACUCUGCUCACGGAACAGAGGAGACUUCUUUCAAAUUAUUACCGAUUUACCUCCAUGUGCUCAAGUAUGCUAACCCCGACACCAUAACGCAUUUGAUAACCGAGAGCGAGAGAGAUGAAAAAGAUGGAAAAUGUAUUACCAGGUUUAAGUCCGUAUUUAUGGCAUUGGCUGCGUGUAUAUAUGGAUGGAAACAUUUGAAACAAGUAGUUGUUGUUGAUGGGACUCACCUGACUGGUAAGUAUAAGGGUUGUCUAUUAACGGCCAGUGGACAAGAUUCUAAUUACCAGGUAUUUCCAAUAGCGUUCGCCGUUGUCGAUGCAGAGUUUGACAAGACGUGGAGGUGGUUCUUUGAGAAGUUGUUAGAAAUUAUUCCUUGA